AUGACCUAUAAGCUAUCAUAUGAUACCAAAAGCUCAGCUUUAAUUAUUGCAUUGAUCCUCGUUCCUAUCGUUGUUCUCAUCUUCGUUGUUGUCAUCGCUCUUGCGUGUUCCAAUUACUGGAGCAUCCAUUCCCUCAAAGAAUUGUGCCUGUCGUGCCUGUCGUGUUUCAGUUUUUGGAAACAGCAGAGACGCAAGAAGAUCCCAUCAGACUCAGAGGCCUCUCCCGUCCCCCACUCGAAUUUGACCCGUACGACAGAGGCUUCAGACAUUCGGAUUGAGUUUGAGCCUCCUGUCAGGAAUAGGGAGCAUAUCUAG
Molecule: messenger RNA, 315 nt
Organism: Penicillium vulpinum
Lineage: Eukaryota; Fungi; Ascomycota; Eurotiomycetes; Eurotiales; Aspergillaceae
Exons: 1
Coding region: 1-315 (104 amino acids)
Source: RefSeq, a predicted model, not a curated record